Molecule: messenger RNA, 1746 nt
Organism: Anolis carolinensis (green anole)
Lineage: Eukaryota; Metazoa; Chordata; Lepidosauria; Squamata; Anolidae
Gene: smyd3
Product: SET and MYND domain containing 3
Exons: 13
Coding region: 17-1432 (471 amino acids)
Cellular component (GO): nucleus
Molecular function (GO): protein binding; histone methyltransferase activity
Source: RefSeq, a predicted model, not a curated record
UUUGCCCGCAUUCAAGAUGGCCCCUGCGGCUACAAAAAGGCGUCACGUGAUCCUAGAGGCGGGAAAGCCGCUGCUACGCCAAAGGCCUUUCCGCGCGGCUCUUGGCCCCGUGAAAACGACGAUGGAGAAGUUUGCCAGCCCGGGCAGAGGCAAUGGCCUCCGCCUCUCGAAGGCCGUCAAGGCCGGGGCGCUGCUGUACCGCGAGGAGCCCUUCGCCUAUGCCGUCACCAAGAAGCGCCUCGGCGCCGCCUGCGAGCGAUGCUUGCGCAGGAAGGAGCGGCUGCUUAGAUGUUCUCAGUGCAAAGUUGCAAGAUACUGUGAUGCACGUUGCCAGAAAGAAGCCUGGGAGGACCAUAAACGGGAGUGUAAAUGUAUUAAGAGUGUGGAGCCUAACUUUCCGCCAGACUCAGUUCGGCUUGUGGGGAGGAUCAUUUUCAAAUUAUUAAGACAGUCAACAUGCCCAUCUGAGGAGCUCUACUCUUUUUCAGAUCUUCAGUCAAAUGUUGAAAAGCUAAGUGAAGAAAUGAAAGAAGGCCUUGGGCAUCUUGCAAAAACGCUGCAACUGUAUUUAAAGGUAGAAAUCCAGGAUGUUUCUCAGCUGCCACCUGCCUUGGAUGUUUUUGAGACCUUCGCAAAAGUGGCCUGUAACUGUUUCAGCAUUAGCAAUGGAGAAAUGCAGGAUGUUGGUGUUGGACUUUAUCCCAGCAUGUCUUUGUUGAAUAACAGUUGUGAUCCCAACUGUGCUAUCGUCUUUGAGGGCCCCGAGCUCCACCUUCGCUCCAUCCGGGAAAUCCAGGAGGGGGAAGAGCUCACCAUCUGCUAUGUUGAGACCAUGAUGCCCACUCCAGAACGUCAGGAACGCCUGAAGCGCCAAUAUUGUUUUGAAUGUGACUGCCUCAUGUGCUGUACAAAAAGCAAGCACAGAAGGGCCGGGAAAAGAAAGUGCAGGUCGAGGCAGGAUGCUGACAUGUUGGCGGGGGAUGAACAAGCUUGGAAAGCAGCCAAAGAAGUUAUAAAUAAAAAGGGAGCUCCAAAGUCACAAGAAGAAUGGGAAGAAGUUCUGAAGACAUGUGAGACAUUACUAAAGAACAGUGAAGCCAAGCUCCCUGAUACAAACAUCUACCAGAUGAAAAUGCUUGAUCUUGCCAUGGAUGCCUGCAUAAAUCUUGGCCUUUUGGAGGACGCCCUGCAUUAUGGUCACAAAACUGUGGAGCCUUACAGGUUUUAUUAUUCUGGUGCCCAUCCUUUGAGAGCAAUCCAGAUGAUGAGAGUGGCAAAGUUGCAGUACAACCAAGACAUGUUUUCCCAGGCCUUGGAAACCUUGAAAGAGGCUUAUGAUAUUAUGAAAGUGACCCAUGGGACAGAGCAUAGCCUAGUGCAAGACUUGAUGAUGCUUAAGGAAGAAUGUGAGGCUGGCUUGCAAUUGGAAUGAAGAAGACCUACAAAUCACUGUCGGGUUUUGGGGUGGGGGGGAGACACAACAGAAAAGACAGAAAACAGCAAAUGCCUUUCCAGACAGCCCAUAUGAAAUCUUCCUACAUGUAUACAAAUCCCAUUAAUAGGAGUGCAGUAGGAAAAGAUUCCAUUUGUUUUGAAGUAUAAGCUCUCUAUUAUUACCUUCUGGUAAUUUUCCAAGUGAUAUUUCUUAACACUUGACAUUCUAACAUGAAGUGUGCUCCCUGCAGUUCAAUGUACUGAGAAAGAAAUCUGGACAGUCACGGUAUUAUUAAAUAUGUAGAAAAUGAA